AUGCACCCCCGCCUCUUCAUCCUCUUCGCCGCCCUCAUGGCGCUCCUCGUCUUUGUCGCGGCCAACCCGCUUCCGAACGACAACGUCGUGGUCGCGAAGAGGGCGUUAAAGCAGUACGACAUCAAGCGCGCCAUCGCUGAGGCCAAGAAGAAGCGCGACGACGACAGUGACGACCACAAGCCGAAGCCGUCGAAGGUCUGGCGUCGUGAGGCUCCGACUCCCUCGAAGAUUUACGAGCGUCGUGCCCCCGCUCCUGUCCCGUCCAAGCGCUCCGCUUAG
Dichomitus squalens LYAD-421 SS1 is the source of this 279-nucleotide messenger RNA. RefSeq lists its product as uncharacterized. The coding region runs from base 1 to 279 and encodes 92 amino acids. The transcript has 2 exons. NCBI's taxonomy places the organism in Eukaryota, Fungi, Basidiomycota, Agaricomycetes, Polyporales, Polyporaceae. The record is from RefSeq and is a predicted model, not a curated record.